AUGGCCACAUCCAAUUCUUCAGCCUCUCUGUCCACGCUCUUCUUCAAUGGCUCUAGAGACAGCGUGCUGAGUACUGACAGUACUGUCCAGUUCCUUGUUCUAGGACUUGUAGGUAUCACUGGCUUGCUGGGGAAUUUGGCUGUACUGUGGGUACUAGGUAACUGUGGUUAGAACGUGCCCGGUUCUAAAGCCUUUGUCUUCAGCCUGGCUCUGGCAGACUUGGGGCUGGCCCUCACUCUCCCUUUCAGAGCAACAGAGUCAGCAACGCAUUUCCACUGGCCUUUCGGAAGUGCCCUCUGCAAGAUAGUUCUGAAGAUCACUGUCCUGAGUGUCUACGCUAGAACGUUCCUAAUCACAACACUGAGUACCGCACAAUACCGGGUGGUGGCCAGGGCUAUGGGACCAGGUAGUCGCCUCUCAGUCUUUUGGGCCGGUGAGGUCACCCUGGCAGUGUGGGUGGCAGCUGCCCUAGUGACUGUGCCCACAGCAAUCUUUGGGGCUGAGGUUGAGUAGCGCGGCGUGCGCCUCCGCCUCCUGUGUUUCCCCAGCAGAUUCUGGCUAGGGGCUUACCAGCUGAGGGUAGUUCUGGCCUUCAUCGUGCCCUUGGGUAUCAUUACCACCAGCAGCCUGCUGCUGUUGGCCUUUCUACAACAGGCAAGGAUGAGGCUAUGACAGCAGCAGGACAGCCGAGUGGUAGGUUGCUCUGUCUAUAUCUUGGUGGCUUCCUUCACCCUCUGCGGGUUUCCCAACCAUGUAGUCACUCUCUGGGUUCUGGUAAGGUUUGACUUGGUGCCCUAGGACAGUACUUUCUACACCAUCCAUAUUUACAUCUUCCCGGUCACCACCUGCUUGACACAUGUGAUCCAUGGUCUCCUCUGACCAGAGCCCCAGCAGGUUCUUGCCAGCUCCUUCAGAGGUCUCUGGUCAAGAUUGUGGCCCCAGAGCAAGGCAUGCAUGGAACAAAUGGCCCUCGAGGAGGUAGGUGGGAGAUAGGUAGCCAGCACCCAGGAGAGUGGCUCUUCUCUGACACACUCAAACACAACGGAACACCUGUGUGAAGGAUGCAAGCUGAACACUCUUCUGAGACCUAUCAGGGGCAGAGCCCAGACUCUAGGGAGAAGCUGCUCUCUCCAGGCUGCAGUGUCCCCAGGAAAAGUCUGA
Molecule: messenger RNA, 1161 nt
Organism: Rattus rattus (black rat)
Lineage: Eukaryota; Metazoa; Chordata; Mammalia; Rodentia; Muridae
Gene: Rxfp4
Product: relaxin family peptide/INSL5 receptor 4
Biological process (GO): immune response; G protein-coupled receptor signaling pathway
Cellular component (GO): membrane
Molecular function (GO): G protein-coupled receptor activity
Source: RefSeq, a predicted model, not a curated record